GAAUACACAGGAGAAGUUCGAGUCAAAUUUGUAGUUUAUAAGAACGACAAAUUAUUUCGGAGUAGACUUGCAGAUCCUAAGAGUUCAUAUCGAAAUGUGCUCCAAGCAAGCAUUAAUACCCUGCACAUUACUAAUCUUACAGAACCGCUUGUCUACGUCAUGGCCACUCCAGAAGAGAGACGAAUUAUCUGUGUAUAUUGGAACGAGAAAGAACGUACAUGGGUAACAAAUGGUCUUUCAACGAAUCAAACUGGAAACUGGACAAUAUGUGCUUCAACUCAUAUGACAACUUUUUCGAUUCUAUUGGACCCAAUCCCAACAGAUCGAAUUAAUUCUGAUCAUCAAGAGGCGCUAUCCGUUAUUUCCUAUAUCGGCUGUGUGAUGUCUAUCUUUGGUUUGAUACUGACCAUUCUGACAUACUCGCUCUUCCGGUGUCUGAACCGUGAUCGCUCGGGGAAAAUUCUCCUCAACCUGUGCGUGUCAAUGCUUCUGAUGAAUAUCGCUUUCUUGAUCGGAUCCCAGCAGAGAUCGAGUGUGCACGUUUGUGUUAUCGUAGCCGUCCUCAUUCACUACUUUCUGCUUACUUCCUUAGCCUGGAUGUGCGUUGAAGCCAUCAAUAUGUAUCAAAUGCUCAUCCACGUUUUUGCCAGUACAGAAACACGAUUCUUACUUAAACGUUGUCUUAUAGCUUGGGGUAUUCCACUUUUGAUCGUCGGUGCCACCGCUGGAAUGAGUUUUGAAGUGUAUGGCUACGAAAAUACCUUUUGCAUGCUGUCUCCAGUAAAUCCUUAUGCUUACUAUAUCUUCUUCCUGGGCCCAGCUUGCAUCAUUUUAAUCGUAAAUCUAAUAAUCUUCGUAAUGGUCACUAGAAUUUUACUGCAACCAAGAAUGAACACUAGACCUGGAGUUCAAAGUCAUGGUAGCUUAUAUGCUGUCAUUGGUGCCCAGGUUCGCGGAGCUUUUACUGUGAUGACUCUUCUGGGCGUCACCUGGAUUUUUGGAGCUUUAGCAAUUGAUAAAGUCAGACUAGUGUUCCAGUACAUUUUCUGUAUUGCGAAUUCUCUGCAAGGUUUUCUCAUUUUUCUUGUUCGGUGCCUUCAGUUUCCAGAAGCACGAAACGCUUGGAUUCAGUUGCUCCAAACGGGUACUUUAAAAAAGUAUCGAGGAGUUGUUCCGCCGGGAGGCUCUUGGUAUACCACUUCAAAUCCUAAUCGUAAACAAUCUAAUGGACAUACUACUACCGAUCGCAUGCUUAGCAGCACCAGUAAUGAUACCACCAACUCAAUGCUUUUCAAUAACAGUUGCUGGAAUCCGACUCCAAAUAAAGGAUCUGCGUCUCAUAAUAGCAAACAUACCAACUUAUGUCUGUUUUCCAAACACGUAAAACAACCAAAGGAUAAAGAUCUAUUAAAGGAAGAAAUAAACGCCGUAGAUGAUAAUCAGUCAGAUUCUCCAUACAGUGGAAAUACCUCUGAUAAGAUCAAUGCUAACUCACUCAGACUUUCCCAAAAUAGUGAUCAAUUUGCUUCAAUCUGUUUUAUUGAUGAUGAUGAGCCAAAUAAUAGUGAAGGGGGUGGAAUUUCGGGAGAUGAGAGCGGCUAUCAGUCAUCAUCUCCAAAAUCUAAAUAUCCGUGGAAAUACAGUUCUGCUUUCAAGAAACUCGAUGAAAUAGUGGACUUAAAUUUCGAAGAAUCAAAACACAUACAAAAUCAUUUGUCUUCAAAGGACUUCAACAGCAGCCAACUCAGUCAUUUUAAAAGUAAUGAUGAAGAAACACCGCAUAUUUGUUAAGAGAAAUAUCGAUCUUAAAAUGUGUGAAUAUCGAAAAUGUUAUAAAUUGUUUUCUUGUCGAAAAUUCUCGAUGAGGAUUUAUAUCUUGGGGUCUUUUUUUUGUGAGCCGAGAAAUUUUCUACCUUGUGUACAACACGUGUAUCUAGCAGCAACAAAACGUCAAUGAAAAAGUAGAUAAGUCUGUACGAAAAUUACUUUGAAAACAAAACCUGAAUUACCUUUAAUUGAAUACAUUUUACAGAAGCAUUUAAUGUUUCUUGCUAUGGAACUAAUUACUUAAGAGCGUUAUCCUGUUGAGAAAAUGCUCAACAGAAAUAUGCAAUAACACCUCUCUCUAUUGGUAAAGAGCUGGCCGUCAGAUGAUGGAACUGAUCUUCCUGGAAAUACUUCACUUCCUAUUUUAUUCUGAAUGAAAUUACCAGAAGUAUUUCAAUUUUUACAUUAUCAUGAAUGAGGUAUCUGAAAAAAAAAUUCUGUGACAGUGUAAAUAGUCUUUCAGGAAAAACUAAAUUUGUUAGUCAUAAUAAAUACAUUUUUAUAAAUUUUUCAUGCUGCUAAUUAUCCUUAAAAAAUAAUUUCCAAUAUUAAU
Limulus polyphemus (Atlantic horseshoe crab) is the source of this 2380-nucleotide messenger RNA. RefSeq names its product adhesion G-protein coupled receptor G2-like. The transcript has 7 exons. The coding region runs from base 160 to 1791 and encodes 543 amino acids. Gene Ontology annotation, biological process: G protein-coupled receptor signaling pathway; cell surface receptor signaling pathway. The record is from RefSeq and is a predicted model, not a curated record. Gene Ontology annotation, molecular function: G protein-coupled receptor activity. NCBI's taxonomy places the organism in Eukaryota, Metazoa, Arthropoda, Merostomata, Xiphosura, Limulidae. Gene Ontology annotation, cellular component: membrane.